This is a messenger RNA of Colletotrichum graminicola M1.001, 1281 nucleotides long. RefSeq lists its product as uncharacterized. Lineage: Eukaryota; Fungi; Ascomycota; Sordariomycetes; Glomerellales; Glomerellaceae. The record is from RefSeq and is a predicted model, not a curated record. Bases 1 to 1281 code for a protein of 426 amino acids. The transcript is spliced from 2 exons.
AUGAAUCGACACUCGUCGGGAUCCGUGGGGAGUCGCUCAUCGGCGCACACUCCGCCGACCAACAGGCCGCUCGGCCACAGCCGCCUCACUGACACCCCUCUCACCGAUACUCCGCCAACAAGUGCGAGCGCCGGCAGAGCGGGCACGCCAGCAUCCGACAGGAUUCUGUCUGGCCGCGUCAAGAAGACGCCGCGCAAAGUCGCCAGAAGAAAAGAAGAUGUCUUGAGCGAGAAGGAGAAGGAAGAGGAGCGUCGGCAGCUGGAUGAGAUGGAUGAGGAAAGAAAGCUUUUCCCUGGCAGCGACAACUGGGCAGAAGAUGAACACAGGCUCUUCAGGAUUUUGUACAUGAGACAGUACUGUCCUCUGUUGCCGUCUCAUUGGGACAUGGACUUCCGAGGCAUUCCCAUCCCAGAUAUUCUCUUUGCGAGCUCUGAUGCCCACCCGCCCGUCAUCAACUCACGAUCAGGCAAUGAUUUCAAGGCAACCAGAGCGCUUGCCCGCCUAAUCGAGCUCACUGGGCAUGUACGAGGGCUCUGUCAGACGCGCCAAAGAUACAGAGCAAGAAUGCUUAUCGAGCGGGAACUCCAAGAGUACACGAAAUGGGCUGAACAGGAUGGAGAGUACGGUCACCUUGACUACUUGCCGAACCUGAUAAUUGAUAUGGUGGACACAAAAAUGACGCCUCAGGCUAUUGAAGAACACAUGCAGCUCCGCCUCAAAGCUGCCGCAGCCACCCACCGCGCACAUUGGAGGAGCGACGAGAUGGAAUCCGCUGGCAAUCACAAAGACAUGGACGAACGCGAGCUCAAAAUAGAAGACGAUGAGGACACCGAGCCCGAAGACAAUAGAGUUGUCCUCGUGCCCGACAAGUACCCGACGCCAUCCCCGCAGAAGCCGCACACGGAACCUCCAUCUACUCUACUGCCCAACGGGGUCAACAACGUUGCUCGUGACCACAAACUUCCAAGCGCGGAACUCGACAGCCCGGCUGAGGGGUCGACCGGUGAAUGUGACAAACUAUACACCCGUCGCCCACCAGUCUUGUAUGGACUGUUCAUCGUCAAUACCUCCGUCAUGGUGCUGACCAUCGACUCAGCAAAGGAAGGGGACGAGGCCUACGUCAGCUAUCAGGUCGAAGUUGGCUUCAGUAAGCGCUACCAGGCCGUAUGGAACGCCAUCACCAUCGCAAUAGUGGUCUGCCUGGCAAGAGACGCCAUGGUGGAUAUGAAGGAGGGCUUUGGCCACUCAAUGAUUGACGGAGACAGCGAUCCCGAUGCGUGA